GUGGGCGCUCGUACCCGACUCGCACAGGCACACACCGGACAGCGGGGCACAGCGGCUGCAGGCUCCAGCAACAGCUCCCCACGCACUCCUGCAUUCACCCGCCAGCAGGAUGGAGUCACAGCUGGAGAGUGCCAUGAUGACACUGAUCACCAUCUUCCACAAGUACUCGGGCAAGGAGGGCGACAAGUACAAGCUGAGCAAGAAGGAGCUGAAGGACCUGCUGCAGAGCGAGCUCAGCAGCUUCCUGGAGGUGCAGAAGGACGCAAGUGCCGUGGACAAGAUCAUGCAGGACCUGGAUGACGACGGGGAUGGAGAGGUGGAUUUCCAGGAGUACGUGGUACUGGUGGCUGCCCUCACCGUGGCCUGCAACACUUUCUUCUGGGACGACUCCUGAGCCCAGGGCCAGGCCCCGGAGCCCCGUGGAAGCCGCACUCGCUGCCCCAUCCCCUCAGCCCCCAGCUUCCCGGCUCAGAGCCAGCCUAGACCCCGCUACGCAGAGCCGUGCAUUAAAGCCUCCAACCAGC
Molecule: messenger RNA, 524 nt
Organism: Gavialis gangeticus (Gharial)
Lineage: Eukaryota; Metazoa; Chordata; Crocodylia; Gavialidae
Gene: S100A1
Product: S100 calcium binding protein A1
Exons: 3
Coding region: 110-394 (94 amino acids)
Cellular component (GO): sarcoplasmic reticulum
Molecular function (GO): S100 protein binding; calcium ion binding
Source: RefSeq, a predicted model, not a curated record